Messenger RNA from Lachancea fermentati, 2505 nucleotides. The record is from the annotation of a GenBank genome assembly. Lineage: Eukaryota; Fungi; Ascomycota; Saccharomycetes; Saccharomycetales; Saccharomycetaceae.
AUGGCAGAAGAUAAGAGUGAAUCGGACGUAAACACCAAAAUCGGAACGAUUGUAAGUCCUGAGGAGGACGUGCACACGGACUUUACUGAGAAUGUUGAGAAGAUCAUCCCGAGCACUCCUGAGGGGACCAAGGAAGAGAAUACACAAAACUUGGCUAUACCUGAGGAAAUCGAACCUGAACAAGAAGCCGAACCAAUUAAAGAGGCUGGUGUGGAAAACGAAAAAACUUCUUCGGCAGAUGUCAAUAUAACUGAGAAGUGUUCCACCACUGAAGGUGAGAAGACAGCGGCGGCUGACGAAAAUAAAACCGCACCGGAGGGAGUCAAGUCGACUAAGCAGCGAGCGCAAAUCGCUGGAUCAAUAGAAUUAAAAGAUGAAGAAAUUGGUUUGUCUACUGAGGUUCAUAAUGAAAUAUUGACUUCUAAGGAAAAGGAGAGUAGGCCUACGGAAAAAUCAGAGGAACAGGCGGAAGUUGACCCUUCUGCGCAUGAGCCUAGCAUUGACGAUCUAUGUACUUCAUUGCAAUCAGAGGAAAGUAAGCUAGCGAAACAAAUCGAGCAUUUGAAUAGUAAGACAAACUCACCUCCUCUGCCUCCAAGAGAUCAUAUUCAAUCCGAACUACCCUCUAGAGAAAUCCCUGAGCUUCCUCCCAGAGAUCAUCCUGAGCUACCUCCAAGGCAAAAAACUCCUCCGAUGUCGCGAGAAAGUGAUUCGGAUGGGGAAGCAGAAAGAAAGCAAGUACAUGCUGUACCACCGCCGUUAUCUGAAGAAUUGCAAAGUGAGACUUUCAGAAAAAAUCUUGCACUGUCGCAUGCGGGUAGCUCUCCCCCGGUUCUUCCUCCGAGGUCACAUCAGCGGUCAGAAAGUGCAGACUUUGAUUUAAUCAUCAACAGGUUCCAUGACAAUGAGGAAGAUUAUCUUUCUAAGAAUGAAACAACUAAGGAGGAUAUUCAAGAAGGAGCACGCAUUUUAAAAUCCAGUUACUCAGCUAUAUUGAAAGAAAUAAGUGCUUCUGAAAAACAAGACACUAGUGAAGAAGAACAGAAAGAAUUAGGUAAGAUCGAUUGGCCGUUUUGGACCAAGGUGGUGAAUAAUUAUGCCGAUGUGGCAAAGAAUGACUCGAUGAAAAUGGAAAAAGAAGUAGCGGCAGGGGUCCCACCUCAAAUUCGUGACAUAAUUUGGCAGUUGAUGGCGAAUUCAAAGUCGAAGGAAAUUGAUGACUUAUACACAGCUCUAUUCGACAAACAUUCAGAGCAUGAAAAGUCCAUUAAUCGUGAUCUAUUGAGAACGAAGUUCAUCCCCGACGACAAGAUAACCUCACUUUUCAACGUCAUAAAAGCUUAUUCGCUUUAUGAUCCGGAGGUGGGGUACAUUCAAGGAAUGGCUUUCAUCACCACGCCUCUGCUACUCAAUGUUGAAACAGAGUCUGAAGCUUUUGGCUUAUUGAUAAGUCUCAUGAAGAACUAUGGCCUUCGUGAUCUGUUUUUGCCUGAAAUGCCUGGCUUGCAUUUGAAACUCUACCAGUUUGACAGACUUUUGGAAGAAAACUCGCCAAGACUAUUCAAUCAUUUAGCUCGUCAGGGAAUUCGCUCUUCUAUGUACGCGUCACAGUGGUUCUUGACUUUCUUUGCGUACAAAUUCCCAUUGGGUUUUGUGUUAAGGAUAUUUGACAUAGUUUUUGCAGAGGGUAUUGAAUCAAUUUUAAAGUUCGGAGUGAUUUUGAUGCUAAAGAAUGAAGAUAUAUUGCUACAAUUACAAUUUGAUCAACUCCUCGAUUUCCUCAAGAAUGGUUUGUUUGCAUAUUACCUGAAAGAAAAUGUGAAAAAGAGACAAGAGAACAUCUCGAACCAGGAUGAAUCGUCCUCGACUCUUUCAUUUGUUCAUAAAAUUUCCUCGCAUAACAACCAAAGAGAACAUGAAAGUGAGGUCAGAGAUGAAGACUAUGCAAUUGACACUUUUGUGAAUGAUGCUAUUAAUGAGGUCAAGAUCACACCUAUAACUCUCAAGAGAUACGUUGCGGAAUACCAAGAGAUACAUGAGAUAGAUCUGCAGAAAGAGGCUCAAUUCGAGUCUUUAAGGAUCAAAAAUAAACAAUUGCAUAAUGAAGUCCGCAAGCUAGAGCAUGAUUUCACGCUAUUGAAUCGUGAACAUAUAAAUAUAGCGAACGAACUCAUCGCAAAUCGCCUAAGGAUUGAAACAUUGCAAGAUGAAAAUAACGAUUUGAGGGAGGAAGUAGUACAACUGAAAAACCAGCUUCGAGAAGAGAUUAGAAAACAAUCCCUACCAAAUCCUGAUUCUGAAUUGCCCACUGAUAUUCGUACUGAUCUGGAGAACACAAUGGCAAGAAAUUUAGAAGUGAUGAAUCAGAACCAGGAAUUACAAGAAAAGAUAACACAUCUAGAAAAAGAAAUAGAAAUUCUCAAAGGCACAAAGAAUCCCCUCGAGAGGGUUGCUUCGCCACUGAAGACAUCUAAUUGGGGUGGUCUGAAAAAGGUGUGGAAAUGA